This is a messenger RNA of Chilo suppressalis (striped riceborer), 1647 nucleotides long. NCBI's taxonomy places the organism in Eukaryota, Metazoa, Arthropoda, Insecta, Lepidoptera, Crambidae. The record is from the annotation of a GenBank genome assembly.
AUGGCAAAAUUACUUACUUCUACACCGUUGUCAGAUACUACUUCACCCCCAUCGCUAUCUGAACAAGCACAGCCAGAUUCAGACUCUUCGUCACUCAGCUUGCCCGAUGAAAGUCGUAAUGUAACAGUGAAUUCAAAGUAUGUUCAUGAAGAUACACCGCCUCAAGUAAACGCCGGCACCAGUCAAGAUAACUUACAAGACUUGAAAAAAGAAUUAUUGCUCGCUAUGAUGAUGCUUGGUUCUUGGAAAACCAAGAAAGAAACGAACCUUUCUAAGCUUCUGAGUGAUGUAGCUGAGUUCAAAACUCAAUGCGAAGAAAUUCAGAGGUCCAAUAAUCAAAUAGAAGAUUCAAUUACUUUCCUCUAUGCUCAAUAUGUAGAAAUGAAAGAAAAGUUGCGAAGCAUAGAGAUGGAAACAAUUACCAGUAAGCAAUGUAUGAUGAAAUUGGAAAAUCUUUUAAAUGAAUCACAAGUGGUCUCGCGAUCAUCGUCAAUUGAAGUCAGGAACGUGCCGGAAGUAAAAAAUGAAUCAGUGCGAGAUCUUCUCACCAUUAUCAAAAAGCUGGGUGCUACCUUGGAUAUAGCUAUUCACGACAAAGACGUUCGAGAUAUAUACAGACGCCCUGGAAAUCCUGAGAAAACGAAACCGAUAAUAGUAGAAUUCAGCUUCGUCGGAAUGAAAGAAAGCUUUCUCGCUUCUGCACGGCGAUUCAACCGACACCGUCAAGUAUCAGAGAAACUUAACCAUGAACAUAUUGGAAUGAUUGGAAACAAACGUCCAAUCUAUGUCGUGGAACACCUUCUACUGUCGACCAGUAAACUAUAUUUCCAAGCACGUCAAUUCUCAAAGAAAAAUGGUUAUAAAUUCUGUUGGACAGACAAGGGCAGGAUUUUACUUCGCGAAGAUACAAACUCUAAAUUCAUUCAUGUUAAAUCAGAGCAAUGUCUGUUUAACUUGCUGAAUUCGUAAACCUUAAUUAUGUACCUUUAAAACUCUCUGCAGUAGAAGGACAUAUGAGCAAUAUUCCGGUAUAGCAAAAUCCCAGAUAAGCAGAAGGAAAGAUUUGCAUGAAGACAGAUAAUGCACUGUCUUCGUCAAAAAAGAUUUAUCAUUGUACAAAUGCUCUAUAUAUCUAAAUGGCCACUGUAAAUUGUCAAAAAUGUUUAUUGAUAUAAGUCAAUGGUGUUUUCUCAUAAAAAAGACAUUUUCGUCUUAUUAUAUAAACUUUAUCGCGAGUUUAUUCGAAUGACAGUUUGAUACGUUGGGCCAGAGUUACAAAGACGAAUUAGCUAAUUCAUCUUAAAUUAUUAAUAUUUUCAAUUUUAUUUUUGUUUUCUGUGCGGGUCUUACUUCUGGCUUUAUGCAAAUCCAUCCUUUUGUGAUUCUGGUAUUUUGCUACGGGAAUAUUGCUGGGUACUAGACCUGUAUGUUCUGUUGUUGCAGAGGGUUUUAAAAAUUAUCUUUAAAUUAAAUUAUCAAUUUACGAGCUUGGCACUUAAUCACAUUUCACUUUUUAUUCACCUAUUUUUCUAUUCAACUUACGCACCUUACUGAUUCUUCUUCUUCUUCACUUCUGCACUUUUAAAACUUAUAAUAAUACUAUAAUAUAUAUAUUUAUUAUUUUACAACAAACGGCGGACUUGAUGC